This is a messenger RNA of Monoraphidium neglectum, 405 nucleotides long. RefSeq names its product Eukaryotic translation initiation factor 3 subunit B. Gene Ontology annotation, molecular function: RNA binding; translation initiation factor activity; translation initiation factor binding. Lineage: Eukaryota; Viridiplantae; Chlorophyta; Chlorophyceae; Sphaeropleales; Selenastraceae. Gene Ontology annotation, biological process: translational initiation. Gene Ontology annotation, cellular component: eukaryotic translation initiation factor 3 complex. The record is from RefSeq and is a predicted model, not a curated record. Bases 1 to 405 code for a protein of 134 amino acids. The transcript has 3 exons.
AUGGAGAACGGCUUCAACAUCUGGACCUUCAACGGCCGCCUCCUCUACCACACCCCGCGCGACCGGUUCUUCCAGUUCUGCUGGCGGCCGCGCAUGCCCAGCCUGCUGCCGCCCGACAAGGAGGCGGAGAUCACCAAGAACCUCAAGGCCUACAGCAAGAGGUACGACGAGGAGGACGAGGCCCUCCUCAUGCAGGCCGACGCGGACGUGCUGCAGGAGCGCCAGCGCGCCUCAGACGAGUGGCGCGCCUGGGCCGAGGCCCGCGCGGCCUACGCCGCCGCGCAGGCCGCGUUCCGGCGGGAGGUGUGCGGGGCGGCGGCGGAGGAGCCCGAGUUUGUGGUCAAGAGCGUCACGGUGGAGCAGAUCAUGGACGUGCGGGAGGAGCCCUACAACGCCAGCCACUGA